Molecule: messenger RNA, 1201 nt
Organism: Aspergillus vadensis CBS 113365
Lineage: Eukaryota; Fungi; Ascomycota; Eurotiomycetes; Eurotiales; Aspergillaceae
Product: aldo-keto reductase
Exons: 2
Coding region: 97-1134 (345 amino acids)
Cellular component (GO): cytoplasm
Source: RefSeq, a predicted model, not a curated record
CGGCAUCGCAAAGGCAUAAAAGAGCCGAAUUGGCAUGUUGUUAAGCAUGUCAUCUUGAAUAGUGAUAGCUUCGCUGUAUAUAUUCAUUCCAGCAACAUGACCGGUUUCAGCAAACUCCCUGCUCGCUCUCUGGGCAAAAACGGCCCGCUCAUUCCGCGAAUUGGCCUCGGACUCAUGGGUGCCAGUGGUACUUAUGGCCAACCUCUCCCAGAAGCUGAGCAUCUACGGUUCCUGGACGAGGCAUACCAAAGGGGUGAGACGUUUUGGGAUACCGCGGAUAAAUAUGACGAUUCCGAAACAGUUUUGGGCAAAUGGUUUGCUCAGAACCCUGAUAAGCGGAAGGAUGUUUUUCUGGCCACCAAGUUCGGCAUCUGCACCAAUCCCAAUGCUAAAGACGGCAUGAAGAAUUGGAUGGAUUCCAGUCCAGAGUACUGUCGAACUGCGAUUGAGAAGUCAUUGAAUCGCCUCGGACUGCCAUACGUGGACCUGUACUACGUCCAUCGCCUGGACAAAGUCACCCCUAUUGAGAAGACCAUCGAAGCCAUGGUCGCGCUCAAGCAAGAGGGGAAGAUCAAAUACAUCGGCUUGAGCGAGUGCAGUGCCGACUCGCUCCGUCGGGCCCAUGCUGUGCACCCUAUCUCGUGUGUACAGGUAGAAUAUAGCGUCUUCUGCACUGAUAUCGAGUCCCCGAAGGUGCAGUUACUGCUUACUGCGCGCGAGCUUGGUGUGGCUAUCGUGGCGUAUAGUCCGCUCGGCAACGGAUUCCUUAGCGGGGCAAUUCGGUCGCGGGAGGACGUCAGUAAGCCCGGAGAUGUCCGAGGUGUGCUUCCCUGGCUCAGGAAAGAGAAUAUCGAUAAGAAUGUUGCUGUGGUGGACCAGCUGGCUGAGAUAGCGAAAGGAAAGGGUAUGACCACGGCACAGCUGGCGCUGGCGUGGCUGUUCAACCAGGGUGACGACAUCUUUGCCAUUCCGGGAACGAGCAAAAUUCAUCGAUUGGAGGAGAACUUGGCCAGUCUGUCCUUCCAGUUAUCGGAGGAAGAAGAACAGUCAAUCCGGCGGAUCGCACAGAGUGUUGUGGGUGUGCGCUUUCAGGCCUUGACUGGCUAUGACUUUGCUGAUACCCCACCACUGUGAAAGGGGUUUUCUUGCCAAGUGUUGGUGGAACAUAUUGUAUAGAUAGCUUGGCAUGCUGUCUUAGAGA